Molecule: messenger RNA, 1635 nt
Organism: Ilyonectria robusta
Lineage: Eukaryota; Fungi; Ascomycota; Sordariomycetes; Hypocreales; Nectriaceae
Product: cytochrome P450
Exons: 4
Coding region: 1-1635 (544 amino acids)
Molecular function (GO): oxidoreductase activity, acting on paired donors, with incorporation or reduction of molecular oxygen; heme binding; monooxygenase activity
Source: RefSeq, a predicted model, not a curated record
AUGGCCCGCCUGGGCCACCUCGACAUCCAUCUAUUUCGGUACAUCGACCGUUGGGCUUUGGGGGUUAUUUGUGCUCCAAUCCUGGUGCUAGUCAGCCUCUAUCUGCUCCUCAUUCCAAAUCAAUUUACUGACCCCCGAAGAAAAAAGUUGCCACCAGGCCCCCGAGGCUGGCCUUUAGUCGGGAAUUUCUACGAUCUUGCCGACUCCGAAUUGGUGCGCGACAAGGUCAGGGACUGGUACCACAAGUACGGGGACGUAUUCUACACCAAGAUCGGCGUCACAGACUACAUCUGGCUUUCGUCUCCCAAGGCCGUGAAAGACUUGAUGGACAAGAAAUCUGCGAUAUACUCGUCACGCCCCCACAUGCCUCUAGCCCAGCAGGUCGCAAGCGGACAGUCACGUCAGCUGUUCAUGCCGUACGGACCCGAUUGGAGAAACCUCCGCAAACACAGCCACGGGCUUCUCAAUCAAAAUGCCUCGAAGAAGUAUCAGCCAGUCCAGAACUUUGAGUCUAAAGUGCUGCUCCAGGAUCUUCUUGAACAGCCAGAUCAGUUCUACACUAUCACACGCCGGUAUUCCGCCUCCGUCAUCAUGCUUGUAGCCUAUGGCUAUCGGAUCCCGUCUUUCGAAGAUCCACUCAUCACCAAGAUAUAUGGCGUCCUGGAGCAUCUCUCAGUCAUGAUGGCCCCGGGUGCGUUUAUCGUCGAAAGCUUUCCUGCAUUGGCUGCCUUGCCUCAAUGGCUGUUUGGAAACUGGAGAUCUUGGGGUGAAAAGGUCUUCGCCCAAGAUAGCAAAGUUUACUUGGAGCUUUGGGAUACUUUGAAGAAAACGACCGACGACGGAACUGCAAGAGAUUGCUUCUGCAAAGACUUUUACCUGAGUGACCCCAAGAAGAACGGCAUCGACGAUUUGUUAGCGGCCUACACAUGCGGUGGCCUGAUUGAAGCCGGUUCAGAGACAACUGCCACAACUAUCAACAACUGGAUCCUCGCCAUGACGCUGUUUCCCGAGGAGAUGAAGAAGGCGCAGGAAGAAAUUGACAACGUGAUUGGAAGUGGCCGGCUACCUGAGUGGGAGGAUGAGAAAGACCUUCCAUUUGUGCGUGCUACCAUUAAAGAGACACUGCGAUGGCGCCCGGUCAAUAAGUUUGGGAUGUACCACGCUUCGUCAGAGGAUGAUUGGUACGGCGAGCACUUUAUCCCGAAGGGAUCAGUGGUAGUACUCAAUUGGUGGGCCAUUCAUCGCGACCCGGAUCGGUAUCCUGAACCCGACCUGUUCAAGCCAUCUCGGUAUCUCAACAAGCCGUUGUCGGCUGCAGAAUACAUCAAUAUCAAUGAUCCCAACGAAAGAGAUCAUUUUACCUAUGGUGCAGGACGGCGCGUCUGCCCGGGAGUUCAUUUGGCUGAGAAGUCGUUGUUCAUUGUCAUCGCCAGGAUGCUGUGGGGUUUCAAUAUCAGCAAGAAAAGAGCUGCAGACGGAUCCUUUAUUGAGCCAACGACCAAAAUGUUUCCAGGGUUCCUCAGCGUGCCUGAGCCUUUUGAGUGCGAUAUUACCUGUCGCUCCCCAGCGCAUGAGACGCUCAUGCGUGCCGCGUUCAAUGACACACUUUCGGAGGACCUGAACUUUAGAUCCUGA